Molecule: messenger RNA, 4092 nt
Organism: Paramacrobiotus metropolitanus
Lineage: Eukaryota; Metazoa; Tardigrada; Eutardigrada; Parachela; Macrobiotidae
Product: band 4.1-like protein 4A
Exons: 9
Coding region: 1049-3913 (954 amino acids)
Cellular component (GO): cytoskeleton
Source: RefSeq, a predicted model, not a curated record
AUUAUUUUUAAAGAUUUAAACGUAUUUAUUAUUUUUGCACAAUAAUAAUCUUUUUGAAAUUGCGGAUCAUUUUAUUUUCCCUAAACGGGUUCAUUACAAAUGAUAGUGUAUAAUAAUAACUGCGAAUACUUAUACUAUAUGCCGUGCGGCGUACACGAUUGUUCUUAUGACCUUGCGAGAUUUUUGCCAAGUGAAAAGUAUGCAGGGUUAUAUGAAUAAUUGCAUGUCUUACAUCAAUGGCUUCUGGUUAUGUUUAACGUUAAGACACACCGAUUCCCACGGUUCUGUUGAAUGACUGAUGUUUUUUUGGGUUGACGAAAACAAGCGCACCAUGAAGCGAAACGCCGAAACAUUAUUGAGAUGUGCAAUAAGAAAACUAUAAUAUAGAUUGUCAGCUCAACAGUAAAUUAAUUUUUCAUUCAUUUGGUCAUAUAAUAAAAUAUGCUUUUUGUCUCAGUCUUACUUUUGCUGAUUUAGUGUGUUGGGUUAGCCUUUUAGGAUGAGCCGCUACUUUAAAGUUAAUUAGCCAACGUAUCGUAACUGUUAUAAUACUUUUAAACACACUGCUACCUAGAAAUAUGCUUUAGUGUGAAAUGAAAUUUUUAAUGUAUGUAUGCUUGAAACCUUGUUGAAUCCUGGGAAAUGUGUUGGAUAUCUUAAACUUGACUGCAACUUAAAAGUGUCUCGCCGUAUUUUAAAUGGCUAAGAUCGCUAUGCUUAAUCUCAGAAUUUAAAUCAAGCUUGAAAUUUUACAAGUGUACGUCAGUUCGAAACAAUACGAGUACUACUCGUAUGCUUUUUGGUUGCGUUUAACGAUAGCGUUUUAUUUAUGGGGUUAUGACUUUGUAAGAUAACCCUGCUGGCCCCCGACAAGCAGUCCCACGGCUAUUUAGCAUGCGUUAUGCCAGUUUGAACAGGCCGUUUGGUACAUAGCUAUUUUGAAUGCCGUUACAUGAUCCACAUUGUCCGGUUGAUUGAGCAUAUGGUUUUGCUUUGGUCAGUGGUAGUAAUAUUAUGGCAAGAGAUGAUGUUACGAAUUUUAAACUGAAUGCAGUGCGAGAAUCUUGCGUCAGCUGCCGGACAGGAAGUUUUGGAUCAAGUUUUGAAUCUGCUUAACCUAACGGAAAGAGAAUAUUUCGGUUUGCGUUAUCUGGGAGCAAGUGAUCAAGUUUAUUGGCUAGAUCCAAAUCGAUCGUUAGGAAAACAAUUCAAAAAAUGUGAUCCAGUUCAUGGGGUGGAUACAGACGGAUCGUCAGAAAAACGGUUAAAAAAGUGUGAAACGUACAGACUAUUCUUUUGUGUGAAGUUCUAUCCUCCAGACCCCUCACAAUUACACGAAGAAACGACACGAUAUCAACUCUUUCUGCAAAUUCGACAAGACAUACACCAUGAGCGGUUGCCAGUACCUUUGGACGCUCAGGUUGAGUUGGGCGCAUAUGCGUUACAAGCGGAGAUAGGUGAUUACGAUACAGAUCGUGACCAACCCGGUUAUUCGUCAACAUUCCAGCUGGUUUCGCAAAAACUUAUGCUUGACGUACGAUUGCAGAAAAAGAUAGAGGCUAUUCAUAAAAGCUUGCGGGGCGUUUCCUGUUCAGAAGCCCAGUAUCGCUACCUGACGUUCGCUAAAUCACAAGAUUUAUAUGGAGUAGAUCUGUAUGGAGUUUUGGGUGAAAGUGAUAUCAGCGAUCCUUACACAACAGAUUCUGGUUAUUUUCUGGGCCUAUCAAACUGUGGCCUCUCGAUGAUCCACAACGAACAGAAGCUUGCCGAAUUUCAAUGGGAAAAAAUCGUCUCGAUUUCCAAGGAUGUCCCACGUGCUGGCCGGCGCGAUAAGGGCGGAAGUAUUAUUAUCCGGGUGCGGAGCGAACAGGACAAACUCGCUACCUUCGGGUUCCGCUUGACUACGAGGGCAGCCUGUAAACACUUUUACAAAACAGCAAUAGAACAUCAAAAGUACUUCCGGUCGGGUUUGAAAGGAACGGGUGCUAUGUCCACUCCAUCUUUGAGUUCAUGGUUAAUGCGUAUUGGUUCGAAAUUCCGUUCGUCCGGCCGAUCAGGAUCAGAUUCUGUUAGCUUAAGAGAACGGCGCCGUUCGGUACGCUCGGAACCCAAAAUGGAACAGAAUACCAACACUGUCCAGCGUAAUCGCGCUCAGCCAGCGUCGACUGUGAUUUAUGAGGAUGACAAGAUGACUGUGAUAUUAGGAAACGGUACAGAAGUAUGGACACAGCUGAAGAUGCCCCCGCCAGAAAACGAUCAUGUUCCGGAGCUGCAGCCACGGAAUGCGCUGGUCAGUCGAAGCCUGCGGCGGACAACGGUACGUUCAUCCAGUCCGAUGUCUAUUCAAAGUUCCUUUUCAACUGUUCCCCGCCGGGUACCAGAGAAAGUGGAUGAUGACGCAGAUUCGGUGUUUUCUGGGUCGAGUCGGAUCAGUCGCGCGGUAAGUGAUGCAGAAACUCUCAGGAAGAAACGGAAGCGUUCAACCAUGGGUGAGAACAAUUCUUCGGGGGCGAGCGAAGAAAAUGAUGUACCGCGUCAGCCAGAACUGAGGUCAUCUGUCGGACCGGAGCGACGAAAGGGGAAAAUGCCUAUGCGGCAUCGCACUGUGGACGGAAGUGUUACGCAACAGGUUUUAGCGCAGAUGCGGGUGUCUCCGAGCAAGUCCUCGGAUGGACGAUCUUUGAAUCUCCCGGAUCGUCUGGCGGAAGUGAUGCAGUCGGCACGGUCUUUAAAUUACUUAAAUAGCGUUGGAUUGUCACCUCGAUGUAACGGGAAUCGACAAAUGUUUCUCUUUACUGGCGAAGGCCAUUUGCCUUUGGAACCGCAAUCUUUCUUUGACGCACAGCAGACUAGUACCGGCCCAAGGCGCCCUCCGAGAAAUUUACCGCUGCCUUGUGUACCGCCGGAUAGUGUGUCCCGAACCGCACCACGUAGUCCCUAUUUGCCCGCUCCUUCAUCCCCCAUGAAAGCAACAAAAACGUUCGACUUCCACAUCCAGUCACCAAAACUUUCCCUACCUCCGGACAUUCCUCUUCCCGAGCCCCCGCGUCACAUUCGGAGUUUAUCUAGCUCGGAUACCACGCCGAAGAGUCCGCGUAAUUUGCCUACGACCCGCUCGCGACUCCGCAGCGAUAGCCAUUUCAACCGCGACGACGUUCAGUUGGAUUCUGGCAUCGACCAUUGCUCGCCGUUAGCCAGUCCGUGCCCCGUAAUUCCACCUCCGACACCGUUUGCUGAACCACCCGCGGUGCCAGCUCGGCCACCGCACACCCUCAAGCCAUUUCCCACUCGAAUGGUCAGUGGACGGAAUGGCAUGAUAAAAGGACGGACUGAUUCCUUUACUAGUGCGAUCACUUCCAAUGACAUGGAGAUGCAACCCGUGGAUCGCACUUCUGUACCGGAAGCAACAUAUGAUUGUGUAUAUGGCGCAGCGGGAAAGACGCACGUACAACCGUCUGAACAUGUAGCGCAAACACACUUGGUGGAGGUGGAUGUGCACGCUCCUCAUUUCAUAGGAAAUGGACAUGUGAACGGCAGUGAAUCGCUGUAUUUAAGCAGCAGUGCUUUAGAAGAUUCAAAGGAGAACACACAACCUCUGGUUGCCGGCAAGGAAAUUGUACAAAAUCAAAUGUAUUUCGAUAUGAGGUUUGAUGGAGAGCCGCGUGAUGCCGGCAGCGUCCUGAAAACUGGUAACAUUAAACCGGUGAAAGGUUAUGUCAGUCAGAAAGUUGGACCACCAGUAGCUUCAAACUAUCCGUUGGCGAUAUAUUCCACGGCUGCCGAAUUAUCACCGGGAAUUCCUGCCACUACAAGCACUGUUAAUGGCAUUCCGCAAAAUUCGGGAUUUACUCAAUUACGCAGUGGCUACGAGUACUCACCAUGCGGCGGCGCUGUACCUUAUACGACAGUUUAAACUGAUUUUUGUUUUUUUUCCAUAGUUUUACUUUUGUACAGGUUGCUCAGACUGCUUUCUUUGAUGUGUAAAUUGUUUUCUACGGGUUCUUGGAAAAUGUUCCUUGUUUUUAUCACCAGUUGCUCCAAGUAUCCAUCGUAAGUAAGACUUUAUGAUUACCAAUAAAAUUAGUCAAUUCA